AUGAUGUCUGCAUUUCAACUUUAUUUUGUUUCACUCUUUUGGGGUCAAAUAGAAGCUACAAUCAACUUUUCACAAACAAUGAAGGCAUGGAGAUAUGAUGAAUGGAAAGAUUUUGAAUUGUAUUUCUUUAUUGAUGAAAUUGAAAUUCCAUAUAUCAUCUCUUUUCUGACGUUUUCUCUAUUCCUCUUGCCUGUCCUUCUACUGUUUGCAUUCAUUCGUUACCAGGAGAUGAGAUUUCAAAUAUUAAUUGAUCGCCGUCUUUUUCAUUUUGCAGAGUAA
Caenorhabditis briggsae is the source of this 279-nucleotide messenger RNA. Lineage: Eukaryota; Metazoa; Nematoda; Chromadorea; Rhabditida; Rhabditidae. Bases 1 to 279 code for a protein of 92 amino acids. The transcript has 3 exons. The record is from RefSeq and is a predicted model, not a curated record.